Messenger RNA from Cryptococcus amylolentus CBS 6039, 2023 nucleotides. RefSeq lists its product as hypothetical. Gene Ontology annotation, cellular component: NatC complex. NCBI's taxonomy places the organism in Eukaryota, Fungi, Basidiomycota, Tremellomycetes, Tremellales, Cryptococcaceae. Gene Ontology annotation, biological process: N-terminal peptidyl-methionine acetylation. The record is from RefSeq and is a predicted model, not a curated record. Bases 154 to 1995 code for a protein of 613 amino acids. The transcript is spliced from 11 exons.
UCCAUAUCAUGACCCCCAUGCAGGACAUCACCAGCUGGCUCACCCAGCAAUGCGACGGUCAGAUCUCUACUACGCCAUCUACCCCCUCCGACAUGUGCUUACCAGCCCACAGAGCUCCCGUACGGCGAACUCGCAAAGCCGUCCUCUUUUUCUAUGAUGGACGCGAUGAAGGGUCUUCAGAUGAUGGACUCCAAGAUGGACACUGGAACAAGAGACAAGCUCCAAUCAACACAGUUGUUUGAUCCCAACGCCAAUAUCUCAGCCGAGGACUUGUGCUUUAUCAUGGACCGUAUGCUCGCUCUAGAGGUAUCGUGGUAUCGAGGGGGUAACCUCUGCCAGUCCGUCUACUCGUGUCUUUACUUCCACAACCUCUAUAUGAUAGAGGCACCGUCAGACCCUCUGGCAACAGGAAAUCUCCUGACCAAGCUUGUGCUGCGAGCCUACAUCCUUCUCUUUUGCAAGAGUAUUGACUUUGCAUACACUGAGUUUGCAAAGGGCAACGUGUACGAAGGGGAGGAUUGCUGGUUGGACCACUAUGGAGUUCCUUUGAGGGUCAGCGAAGACACAGACACAGUUGUGGCUGUUGCAGAUGACGCUUUGGGCUGGCUGGAGAGUGAAGAGUGCCAACUGCCCGUUUUCUUGAAAAACCAGUUAGUCUACCGCCUGGUCUUCAGAAGAAACUUUCUACAAUACAUUGAUGCCUCGACAUUAUCGGCCUCGCCCACAAGACAAAUAUUGCUAGUUAUGAAGCUAGCGGCGGAAGAGAUCAAGCCAUGUGAAUCUCUCUCAGACACAGUUGGGUCGGCUUUCGACAAAGACAUGUCUUCGUAUCUUCGCCAGAGCAUGCCUCUUCCUGAUUUUCGCCAAUUUGAUUUUGAUCAAUCUUGGGGCGAAAUGAAAAGCAUGGUCAGAGACCUCCUGAGGGUAGAAACACUGUUGGCAAGUGGAGGCUGGGAUCAAUGGAGCUGCUUCUUCUGGGGAAUGAGGAUGUCCAUUGGGAAAAGGAACCCUCUCCUGCGCUCACUGAUUAAGACACGUUUCACCAUGCUUUGCGAUGAACGGGCUGAUAGUGGCGUCUACAAGAGCGACAUCUUGGCUACCGAAGGUCUUGCACAAGAAAGUGCCGACACGAACCAAGUGCAAGUCGUCCUAAAGUCUGUGACUCAUAACACAUCUUUCUCUUCGCAGGCGCAGUCGCUGAAAGUCUGGAAGGUUCUUUUGCUGAAAGAUGUUCUGACUACACUUGCAAUCGCAUCGCAAAAUGGACCUCGACAGCGCCGGUCUUUGAUCGACCUUUCUCACCAACUACGCGAACGCGCUACCAUGGCCGAGUACCAGGCCUUCCCGCACAUCAGUCAGACUAUACAUCUGCUGCGACUGGACUGCAUGCUCGAUGCUGCUUUGGGUGCACUGGACUUGGAGCUGGUACACCCUGCCGAUGAAAGAGAAGCAUGGUGGUGGAUAAGGACUGUGGCGAAGGCUCGUAUCAGAGGGGGUACUGAAAGCUCUACCAUUCGGGCGCGAUGGGCUGAAGCAUGGGAGAGUAUUGGGGCUGGUAUGGAAAUUCUCUUGACUGCCAUCCCUCUUUCGUCCUUGCCAAUAUCAAACUCGACACAGAAAGCUCGUUUCGCCCUCAAAUACAAACACUACUCCAAGGCAAUAUACAUGCCUGACGGAACCAAACGAUCCGUCGGUGUUGUCCCGGCGUAUGAGGACUGGAUCAGAUCACAAGACGAGAUGGACAACAAUCCAACCUUUCGUGAUGUAUUUGUCGCCAAACCACUUCUUGAACAGGCAUGGGAGAUACUAGAAUCAUUGGACUCGGUUGAUUUACCGGAUGCGGCCACAUCAGACUUGAAGGCAAUCAUAGGCUGUUUGCAAGCUGCCCUCUUGUCCAAUAUCCAGACCAUUGAGCAAAAGCCUACAAGGCUACGUUGGAGACGGCACUCCCGCGAACCCGAUAGUAUCGGCCGAUGGAUAUUGUUGUUGGAAUAACGUUGGAGUAAUUCAUUGACAUCAUGCA